Molecule: messenger RNA, 1641 nt
Organism: Magnolia sinica
Lineage: Eukaryota; Viridiplantae; Streptophyta; Magnoliopsida; Magnoliales; Magnoliaceae
Product: tubulin beta chain
Exons: 3
Coding region: 115-1452 (445 amino acids)
Biological process (GO): mitotic cell cycle; microtubule cytoskeleton organization
Cellular component (GO): cytoplasm; microtubule
Molecular function (GO): GTPase activity; GTP binding; structural constituent of cytoskeleton
Source: RefSeq, a predicted model, not a curated record
CCCCUCUCCUCACCUCUCUCUUUUCCCUUCUCAGGACCACCAUCGUCUUCUGUCCAGUUUUCCGUCAGAUCUCCGUCAAUCUCCGUCCAAUCUCCAUCCAUCUCCGUCAAGAAAAUGCGUGAAAUCCUCCAUAUCCAGGGCGGCCAGUGCGGCAACCAGAUCGGGGCCAAGUUCUGGGAAGUGAUCUGCGACGAGCACGGCAUCGAUCACACCGGCAAGUACAGUGGCGACUCCGAUCUCCAGCUUGAGCGCAUCAACGUCUACUACAAUGAGGCCAGUGGCGGCCGCUACGUCCCUCGUGCCGUCCUCAUGGAUCUCGAGCCCGGCACCAUGGAUUCCGUCCGGUCUGGCCCUUUCGGCCAGAUCUUCCGCCCCGAUAACUUCGUCUUCGGUCAGUCGGGCGCCGGGAAUAACUGGGCCAAAGGGCAUUACACGGAGGGCGCUGAAUUGAUUGAUUCAGUUCUUGAUGUUGUUAGGAAGGAAGCCGAGAAUUGUGAUUGCUUGCAAGGAUUUCAAGUCUGUCAUUCUUUGGGCGGAGGUACUGGAUCUGGCAUGGGAACCCUUCUCAUCUCCAAGAUCAGAGAGGAGUAUCCAGAUCGCAUGAUGCUGACAUUCUCUGUUUUUCCCUCGCCUAAGGUCUCUGACACUGUUGUGGAGCCAUACAAUGCCACUCUUUCUGUUCAUCAGCUCGUUGAGAAUGCUGACGAGUGCAUGGUUCUCGACAAUGAGGCUCUCUAUGAUAUCUGCUUCCGCACCCUUAAACUUGCCACACCUACCUUUGGUGAUCUUAAUCACCUAAUCUCUGCCACAAUGAGUGGUGUCACAUGCUGCCUCCGUUUCCCUGGCCAACUAAACUCGGACCUCCGGAAGCUUGCGGUGAACCUGAUCCCUUUCCCCCGUCUCCACUUCUUCAUGGUUGGAUUUGCACCCCUGACAUCAAGAGGCUCCCAGCAGUACAGGGCCCUGACUGUGCCAGAGCUUACCCAGCAGAUGUGGGAUGCUAAGAAUAUGAUGUGUGCCGCUGACCCUCGACAUGGCCGCUAUCUGACCGCCUCGGCCAUGUUCCGUGGGAAGAUGAGCACCAAGGAAGUUGAUGAACAGAUGAUCAACGUCCAGAACAAGAACUCUUCCUACUUCGUUGAAUGGAUACCGAACAACGUCAAAUCCAGUGUCUGUGAUAUCCCACCCAAGGGGCUGAAGAUGGCAUCAACGUUCAUUGGUAACUCAACGUCGAUCCAGGAGAUGUUUAGGAGGGUCAGUGAGCAGUUCACAGCUAUGUUCAGGCGCAAGGCUUUCUUGCACUGGUAUACUGGAGAAGGCAUGGACGAGAUGGAGUUCACUGAGGCUGAGAGUAACAUGAAUGACUUGGUGGCCGAGUAUCAGCAAUACCAAGAUGCAACCGCAGAUGAUGAAGAGUAUGAGGAGGAAGAGGAGGAAGAGAUAGCAGACUGAGGUAUUUCCUAGUCCGAAUUCUCCUCUGUGGGGUUCUGGUGAGCACGUUUGAUAUCGUUCUGUAUUCUGAGAUUAGAAUUGUUGUGUGUUUAUUUGUGCGCUGUCUGUACGAAUGGGGUGGGUUUUAUGAUUUCUAGCUGAAAAUUUCUAGUGAUAUUAACAUUCUAUGACUAUUGCUUUUUUCGUGCU